Messenger RNA from Camelina sativa (false flax), 1114 nucleotides. The record is from RefSeq and is a predicted model, not a curated record. Lineage: Eukaryota; Viridiplantae; Streptophyta; Magnoliopsida; Brassicales; Brassicaceae.
AAGAUGGAACCGAUCACUUUGUUGAGUCAACCAUUCCGUCAACAUGUGGACACCGUAUCCAUGCUCAUGAAGGUGGCUGUGGUUCAAUAAUCUUUGAAUACAACUCGGGUACUCUGUUUACUGGUGGGCAAGACCGAGCAGUAAAAAUGUGGGACACCAAUAGCGGGACGUUAAUCAAAAGCUUAUUCGGUUCGUUGGGGAAUAUACUUGAUCUUGCCGUAACCCAUGACAAUAAAUCCGUCAUCGCAGCAAGCAGCUCAAACAAUUUGUUUGUGUGGGAUGUAAGCUCGGGUAGAGUACGCCAUACACUCACAGGCCACACCGAUAAGGUUUGUGCUGUGGAUGUGAGCAAAUUCUCCAGCCGACAUGUUGUCAGUGCAGCAUAUGACCGUACCAUAAAACUUUGGGAUUUGCAGAAAGGUUACUGCACUAACACCGUACUCUUUACCAGUAACUGCAAUGCAAUCUGCCUCAGCAUAGAUGGGCUUACCGUAUUCUCAGGCCACAUGGAUGGGAAUCUCAGGUUAUGGGAUAUUCAAACUGGGAAACUUCUGUCUGAAGUAGCUGGACAUUCUUCUGCUGUGACCUCGGUAUCAUUGUCCCGGAACGGUAAUAGGAUCUUGACGAGCGGGAGAGACAACGUGCAUAAUGUAUUCGAUACCCGGACUUUAGAAAUAUGUGGGACACUGAGAGCAUCAGGGAACAGAUUGGCAUCGAAUUGGAGCCGAUCAUGUAUAAGUCCAGAUGAUGAUUAUGUGGCCGCGGGAUCUGCGGAUGGGACGGUUCAUGUAUGGUCACUGUCUAAAGGUAAUAUAGUGAGCAUUCUCAAGGAGCAAACAUCUCCUAUACUGUGUUGUUCUUGGAGUGGGAUCGGGAAACCAUUGGCAUCCGCUGAUAAGAACGGAUACGUUUGCACAUGGACAUGAUUAUGAUACAGUUUGAACACACUGGUUUGUUAACUCAAUGCGUCGUAUGCUUCCCAAAAGGAUGGAUAUAUGGGCGUGUAUACUUUUGUCUCGUGGUGAAUACUUUCCCUCUAAAGAACUUGCAUUUGAUGAAAUGUUUCCUACCGUAUAUAAUUGUUUUCUAAGGUUCAUUUCAGUUUAUAGCUCAA